Molecule: messenger RNA, 1742 nt
Organism: Camellia sinensis
Lineage: Eukaryota; Viridiplantae; Streptophyta; Magnoliopsida; Ericales; Theaceae
Product: putative clathrin assembly protein At1g25240
Biological process (GO): clathrin-dependent endocytosis; clathrin coat assembly; vesicle budding from membrane
Cellular component (GO): clathrin-coated pit; clathrin-coated vesicle
Molecular function (GO): clathrin heavy chain binding; 1-phosphatidylinositol binding; SNARE binding
Source: RefSeq, a predicted model, not a curated record
AAAUUAAAAAAAAAAAAUUGGCUAUUUUUCACACACGGCCGGCAAUAGUUGACUGCUGAGGUUGGUUGUCCAAGAGAAAGAAUCGCAAAAGAAACCAUUUCAAAAGGCAUUGCAAACCAUACAAAAACAGGAAAAAAGGGAAUAUAGAGCUUUGGGGGUCCAACAGAAAUUGAAGAUGAGGCUCUGGAAAAGGGCUUCCGGAGCCUUGAAAGACCGUAACAGCAUUUUGGCAGCGAGUCUAUCACGCAGGACAUCGCUCCGGAACCCUGACAUUGAAGCAGCGGUGAUCAAAGCCACCAGCCAUGACGAGUCCCACGUCGAUUACAGGAACGCCCAGCGAGUCUUUGCGUGGAUUCGCAUGUCUCCUGCUUACCUCAGGCCCUUCGUUUGGGCCCUCAGCAUGCGUAUGGAGAAGACUCGGAGCUGGGCUGUGGUUCUUAAGGGCUUGAUGCUAAUGCACGGUGUCUUCUGCUGCAAAGUCCCUGCUGUGCAGAAGAUCGGUCGAUUACCUUUCGACCUGUCCAAUUUUAAAGAUGGACAUGCCAGCCCGGCCAAGAUGUGGGGCUUCAAUGCUUUUGUUCGCGCCUACUACGCCUUUCUUGAUCAGAAAUCCGCAUUUCUCUGCAUGGAUUUUCAAGAACGCAAGGCGCGAAUCAAAGAAGCAUUAGAAGAUCCGCACCAACACCAGCACCAGUACCAACAACAACAACAACCCAUAGUGCAAGAGCUCGUGAGGCUGCAAAAAAUGCAGAGCUUGCUAGAUAUGCUGCUUCAGAUCAAACCCCAAGCCGAUGGAAUGGUUAGGUUUCUCAUCCUUGAAGCCAUGGAUUGCAUUAUCAUCGAGAUAUAUGAUGUUUAUAGCAGAACAUGUAGCGGGAUUGCGAAGGUUCUGAUGAGGAUUCAUUCGGCUGGUAAGGUUGAAGCCUCUAUGGCUCUCAAGGUUUUGCAGAAAGCAACAGCGCAAGGCGAGGAUCUCGCUUUGUACUUUGAGUUUUGCAAACAGAUUGGGGUUAUUAACGCAUCUGAAUGUCCUAAAGUCCAGCAAGUCCCAGAAGAAGAUAUCAGACAGCUCGAGUGCAUAAUUGGAGUUUCGAAAGCCCAACAAGAGGAUCAUUACAAUGAUAAGGCAAUUGUUGUUGCUGCGGAAAAGGAGAUUAUUGCUGUGCAUGAAGAAAAGAGGGAUUUAAAGAGCAAUUUAGCUUUACAGACCAUAAUAACCAACAACUGGGAGGUAUUUGAUGAAGAUUUGAUAAGGUUUAAUGGUGACUCUGGUUCAAGAACACCCAUAAAAGAAGACCCUUUUGCAGCUUGUUUGAUUACAGUUGACCAUCCAUAUUAUGUUAAUGGUAAUCAUCAAGAACUUCCAGAUUUAAUUAGUUUCUCAUAGUAGUUGGAGUUGAGAUUUGCAUUCCAUUUGAGGAGCUUCAUCAACUGCUCAAGAAAGAACCAGAACACCCAAAACAAAAUAUAUCUAAUAUAUAUAGCAAAAAAUAUCAGUUUAUUUUUUAAAAUUUCAGGAGAGACCAUUUGAUUUUUGUUUUGUUUUGUUUUGGUUUUUGUUUUUGUUUUUUCUUUUAAAAAAAAAUAAAAAAAAGAACUUAUUUCUGGAUUUCGAAGUAUUAAUAAUUCUUUUGCUCCUCAUCAAGCUGUGUGUUGUAAUUUAGACAUGCAAUGAUGGGCAUUAUACGCAUUACAUUUGGAGAUCACUGAGUAGAUUUUAUAAAAUGGAUGAUUCUUUUUUA